Molecule: messenger RNA, 1043 nt
Organism: Cavia porcellus (domestic guinea pig)
Lineage: Eukaryota; Metazoa; Chordata; Mammalia; Rodentia; Caviidae
Gene: Stard10
Product: StAR related lipid transfer domain containing 10
Exons: 6
Coding region: 1-876 (291 amino acids)
Cellular component (GO): membrane; microvillus; intercellular canaliculus
Molecular function (GO): lipid binding
Source: RefSeq, a predicted model, not a curated record
AUGGAGAAGCCAACAGCCUCUACAGAGCCCCAAGGGCUUCGGCCAGUCCUGGGCCGUGAAAGUGUGCAGGUGCCUGACGACCAGGACUUCCAAAGCUUCCGGUCAGAGUGUGAGGCCGAGGUGGGCUGGAACCUGACCUACAGCAAGGCCGGUGUGUCUGUGUGGGUGCAGGCAGUGGAGAUGGACAGAACUCUGCACAAGAUCAAGUGCCGGAUGGAAUGCCGUGAUGUGCCAGCCGAGACGCUCUACGAUGUCCUACACGACAUUGAGUACCGAAAGAAGUGGGACAGCAACGUCAUUGAGACUUUUGACAUCGCCCGUUUGACAGUCAACGCUGACGUGGGCUAUUACUCUUGGAGGUGUCCCAAGCCCCUGAAGAACCGUGAUGUCAUCACCCUCCGUUCCUGGCUCCCCAUGGGCGCUGAUUACAUCAUUAUGAACUACUCAGUCAAACACCCUAAAUACCCACCUCGGAAAGACUUGGUCCGAGCUGUGUCCAUCCAGACGGGCUACCUCAUCCAGAGCACGGGGCCCAAGAGCUGCGUCAUCACCUACCUGGCCCAGGUGGACCCCAAAGGCUCCUUACCCAAGUGGGUGGUGAAUAAAUCUUCUCAGUUCCUGGCUCCCAAGGCCAUGAAGAAGAUGUACAAGGCGUGCGUCAAGUAUCCCGAGUGGAAGCAGAAACAUCAGCCACACUUCAAGCCGUGGUUGCACCCGGAGCAGAGCCCGUUGCCCAGCCUGGCACUGUCGGAGCUGUCCGUGCAGCACGCUGACUCCCUGGAAAACAUCGAUGAGAGUGCGGUGGCAGAGAGUCGGGAGGAACGAGUGGGUGGUGCAGGCGGCGAGGGCAGUGACGAUGACACCUCGCUUACCUGAGUGUGGUACUGCUGCAUGGACUGAGACAGGACUGGAGCGGAGCCCUGGGGUGUGGAUCCUCCUGCACCCUCUCCCCUCCCUUACCCACCUUCCUGGGGAUGCUGGGUUUGGCUCCCAGCACUUUGGCCUGGUUGGACACAGCCCCAAUAAAAGAUCCCACAGCCUCA